AUGAAAUGCUUGCAGCGGAUUACCGACUCGACAGUUAAAGUAGGCACCGCGAUCCAUGGCUUCGCACUUGGAAGACAGAAACACACUAGACGUCGUCUGAAGGGCCCAGCACGCACGGAGCAGCUGGAUACAAUGCUCGCAUUCUCGGGGCUCGCCAUCCCCAAGAAGCAUGUCCAGCUGCCGGCUUCAUCUCAAAGGACUCGUCGAAGUGGUGCGAUCGCGCAGCAAGUUCGCGCUCUUGCCCAGAAAGGACAUUACAAAAGUGUUGAUGAAAUUCUUCAUACCUUGGACCGCGCGCCGAGAGGGUAUAGCCCGCUGCCUGACGACGGUAUGCAAGUAGUCACGAUUCCUCCGAGCAACGCCUCGGUGCGGUUUCCUUCCCAUGUUUUUAUGCACCAGCUGCUUCGGGACAACAAGCCAGUUCGCGCGGCGAGGAAAUUGGAGUGGAUGAUCGAGGGAGGUGUGCGAGUGAGAACCAGAACGUUUAACGCGAUUACGUCGGCGCUGCUCAGCAAAAUGCCCAAGUUCACGGUUAAGGAACUCGACAAGGUCAACGAAGGCAACACGGGAACGCAGAGACUGGACGAAACUGUGGUGGGGCGUCCCUUCACAUCUGACAGGAUAAGGGAGACCUUUUGCCGUCAGGCCGUGGCACUCCUGCAACUGGCACGCACGCACGGGGUGAAGAGGGAGAUGUGGAUGUACGAGAGGGUGAUAGAUGGGCUUAUGCUGCAAGAGCAAUACGUGGAGGCCGCCCUCUUAUUUGACAUGCUUGCGAAAGACUGGCAGGUUCAACGAGCCUUGGAAGAGGCAUUCUGCACUCCUGUCUCGCCGCUGCCACAGAUCACAUCGCAGCCAAAGCAGACGAAACUAUAUACUUUGCUCACCAUCCUCGCAGCCUCGUCCCUCCCGCCCUCAAGUGGCCUCCUUCGCAGGAUUCUCAAGCCAGUAACGGAGAUGUUCGGACGAAUCAAGACGUUUAGGUAUCUACCGACACACGCCGUGCAUUCAUCGCUUCAAGCCUAUGUCAUCUUACUAACAACCCUUCACCAACGCCAAAUACCUUUCGCUGAUAUCUCACUCUUGAGUGAAGCGGUUUCCACGUGCCCCGUCAACUCUCGUGUCCAGAAGAACCCUGUCUGGGUUGUGCGACAGGAAGGGGGUCCUCCGCGGAAAGUUGAUGCACUGACCUAUGCCGAUGAAGUGCUUGAGGCUCUUAUCAACGACCUUCCAAAGGAUCUUCCGACCUUUCCCGCUCUCGAAGUAAGCUAUGACCGUUCUGACGAUGCUGCCAACAAAGACGGGCGCUCUGGAAUACCCUUACGCAAGUUGUUCAAAGAAUCCGCCAUUACUGAUAUACCUUUUGCGUCCAGUCCUACGCAUCAGCGUCCUCCUACGGAACUCAGACUUCCUUACUUACCACCAAUACUCCCUCCUCUCGAUGAGGCUUCGUAUCUGAGCCUGAUGACAUACGCUUUGUAUGUUCGUCAGGACACCUCCCUCGCACGUACCGUCUUCGUUCACAUGAUUGCGAUACGCAAUCCAGCGCUGACCCCUGGGCCGCCAGUGUGGACUACCCUUCAAAACGCUGUCAUUGGCAGUGCUACCCUCGGAGAACCGAGGUCUAAAGGCGAGUCCCGAUCUAGUUGGCGGACAGGAGCACAUAUGAACUUGGAACGGGUUGAUGAAAUCCUGAGUCGGGUCGUUACUAGCGAGGAGAAGGACCGGAUGUUUAGUCUGUCAGACGAGAUGUCGCAAGCGGGCGGCACUACAUCUAAUGUGCCCUCAUCGCACUGA
Molecule: messenger RNA, 1797 nt
Organism: Pleurotus ostreatus (oyster mushroom)
Lineage: Eukaryota; Fungi; Basidiomycota; Agaricomycetes; Agaricales; Pleurotaceae
Exons: 1
Coding region: 1-1797 (598 amino acids)
Source: RefSeq, a predicted model, not a curated record